Messenger RNA from Varanus komodoensis (Komodo dragon), 3623 nucleotides. RefSeq names its product chromosome unknown C1orf112 homolog (gene FIRRM). The transcript is spliced from 24 exons. Lineage: Eukaryota; Metazoa; Chordata; Lepidosauria; Squamata; Varanidae. Bases 1 to 2706 code for a protein of 901 amino acids. The record is from RefSeq and is a predicted model, not a curated record.
AUGGCCCAGGCCGAGCCGGGGGCGCUGCCGCUGCUGGCGGAAGUGGCGGGCUGGGGCCCGGAGCGGUGUCGCCGGCAGCUGCCGGCCGCCCUGCCGCGCUUGCUCUCGGUGUACCAGGUCACUGAAAAUUGGGCGCACCUUAUUUGUGUCUUAAGGACCAUAACAGAGAGAUUUCUACCUCACCUUAAUAUUUCUGAGCUAGAGCAAGCAUUUUUCUCUAAAAUAUUACCAAAGACAGUGCAGUUAUUUGAUCUUUUAACAUAUGAAAUAUCCAGCCAGGCCAAGCAAUUAACAAAGCAGAAUGUGGAGCUACAUGAGACGUUAAGGAACCAUCUGCAGGCGCUGGUGCAUGUGCUGGAGGCCUUGACCGGGUGCGUGCGCCAUAUUUGUGCUGCGCAGGAGACGGUGCCCUUGGAGCAUGUCCACAGCCUUCCCUCCUCGGUUCUCCAUGUAAUCAAGAGCGCAUUUAUGCAUUGCAAGAACAGUGAAUCCUUGUACAACGAUUGUCUUCACUUGUUUUCUGAUUUACUCCAAACCCUGUUUAAGGAGGGCUAUGCUCUGCAGAAGCAGCUUAUGGAAUUGCUUGAGAUGGUAUCUGUGGACUCUUGCACUGCUGAAGACAGUGCAGCUGUUAUGGUAUCAGUGAUCCACAGUGUGCUGGAGAUUUGCUCUGCUAUUUCCAGAAUAGACCAUGCCCUUCAUGCAAAUACAUGGAAGUUCAUAAUCAGGCAAAGUCUCAAGCACAAGUCCCUGAUAAAGAACAGCUUGAAACAUUCUGAUAUCUUCAGCAGCCUCUGUGAGGACAUCCUGUUUUAUUUCCAGUCUUGUUUGCAGUUGGCCGAGCAGAUGAAACGGUCUGGUACACAGGAGAACACUGAUUACAAGUUGUUUCAGAGGACAAUCAAAUUGUGCAGAUUCUUUGCCAAUUCCCUGGCACACUACACUAAGGAGUUCACGCCUUUCCUGGCAGAUUCCUGCCCUCAGCUUCAUCGGACGUACCUUGAAAUAUACAGCAAGCUUCCUCCAAGCCUUCAUGCGCCGGUGAUUUCCGAAGCUCACCAGGAUGAAAUAGCGAAGGGGUUCCUGGUGGUGCUGGAUUCCCUCCUCCCAAAACUGCUCUCUUCUCGGCCUUUCCUGGAAGUGGUACUAAGCACAACUCUAGAUCUCGCCCCCGAGCUCCACCUCCCGCAGUGCCGUCUUCUGCUUUCUGUCAUGGACUUGCUGCCAUCCCAGCCCCAGGACGUGCAGGCCCUGUGGAAUGCGGGAAGUCGGCUCCCGCAGGCGUUUCCCAGGUGGCCGUUGCUCGCAGCCCUGUUCCUCAGCCUGCGGCACUGCUGUGGGGAACUCGUCCUUCCCUUUUUGCCGGGAGCAGAGCAAGCCGAUGGCCCGGUCACCUUUUACCACUACACCUGUGUCCACUUGUGUGCCUUCAUCACCUCACUCCCUGAGUCGCACUUCCAUCUCCUGGAGCACUCCCUGCUGGAGAUGGUGCUUGGUCCGAAUGCGAUGACGGCCCUCUUGGCCAUGGAUACCUGGUGCUUCCUCGCCCGGUACGGAACAGCAGACCUGUGCGCUCAUCAUGCAUUUAUAGUGGCAUCUUUGCUGAAAGCUUGUCCUGCCGAGCACCACCAAGUCUCUGUCCUGGGUGUCCUGCUGAGGCGGCUGCUCUUCCUGAUGGCUGCAGAGCAUCAGGCGGCAUUUACCCAAAACUUCUCCCCCAAAGACGCUGAGAAUCUGCCGCUGUGGCAGCAUCUUUCUCUCUUGGCGCUGGUACCCGUGCUGAGACAGCAAGUCGCUCACGAGCUCUUUGCGGCUGGACUUGGGCAGUGUCAGGAGUGGCUGAGCAGUGAAAGGUUGACGGAAGAACUUCCCCGAGUGAACGCUGCCCUCGCGGCCUUGCUGUCGGCGUGCCAGACCGCUGGAGAGGCGCUGGAGGAGGGACAGCGAGCCACACUGGUCGACACCCUUCGCCAGCUCCUGGGAGCCUUGCCGCCUGCUCAGGUCUCCAGCUUGCCCUGCCUGCAGCAGGCCUUUUGUGGGACGCUCUGCCUUCUGCAGCUCUUCAUCCAGAUGUUAGAGCCACAGCUGCUGAUUCAGAUCCUCGCACUGCAAGUGUCGCUGCUCCAGCUGAAUCCCCCAGACCACCUUCUCAUGGCCACCCUAGACUUUCUCUCUUCAAUGGGGAAAGCCAUCAUUCCACCAAAUUUCCAGGAACAGGUUCUGCCCAAGCUGUCCUGCUUGUUCUCCUCUUUGUUGGCCAGUGGCAGCUGGCUGAUUCAACAGCAUGCCGUGGAAGCGUUCACUCAGUUUGCAGAGGGAACCAGCCACGAAAACCUGCUUCCCCAGUGUCUGAACAAUGAAGAAAUAAAAAGCACGGUGGUUCGCUUCCUGUCAAAGGACUACCACAUAGACGAGACAGCAGAAGCCAGAGCAGAACGCAUGAAAGAUGAAGAUGCUCUGCUUAGGUGCCGCUUACAGGAAGUGUCAGCAGACAGACAAAGGGCCCUGAUCUUACAGCCCUCCCCCGAAAGAGCCCACUCCUCCUCUCCCCGCGAGGCCGAAUACAAGUCUGCCGUGGACACUGCCGAGGAGAUGCUGGAGCUCAUGAAGCAGCUGCUGCAGAAGGGCCCCCCGCCCCCCUGGCUCGCCCGGAAGCUGGCGGCGAUGCAGAGCACGCUGGACACCUUGAGGAGCCGUGUGUGCUGACCGGGCCGCGUCCUCUCCCCCUGCAGACGGCCAGGGCAGCUCUCCCCAGGCCCCACUGCCAGAAGCCAGAGCAGCAACCCGGCUGGCCGGUGGUGGUCCGGAGUCUAGUUACUGUGUUGUAUGUUCAUGGUAUUUAUUUAUGCAAGGUUUUGUGGGCUUGCUGAACCAGAAAGUAAAGGCAGAAAAUCAUCAUUUACCAUAAGCAAGUGAACAAGGACUAAGCAUAAAUGCCCAUGUGUACUGUUCUCUUGUCCACAACUGCUUACAUUAUACCUACAGCUUUGUAAACACAUCCCAAAAUCUUGCGUGUUCACUGGUGGAAUCAGAACCAUGCAGUGGCCCGGUUCUCAGAAAAAUAGUGUACACAGACAUUGGGUUAGUGGAUUAUCCAUUUAUUUUCCCUAGAAUUCCACAAACAAUAAUAAUUGUGGAAAAAUAAAAUCACGCAUCUGCAGUAUCUUCAUCCAGUGACGCCUGCCUCUUCAGCACGUGGGGCAGGAGGCCCUCCCUAGGUUUAGUAUCUGCAUUGCAAGAAAGAAAGGCAAGCACCUGUGCAGGCUGCAAAAACAGCGAAUUCGUGCGUGCUUGCGCAGUGGGCCUUGGAGAGACUUCGCCCGCAGAGCCCAUGGCCGGCCGCCUCACCAGUUGGUGCCAUCUUCCCAAUGCAGGUCCUCCUCUUCUUCCCAGCCAACAACGUCCACCUAGAAUUAACGGUAAAAGCAUUAACCAUGCCAGCAAAAUCAGUAAUGAUCUAGCAGCCGCGCUGCAUUGGUGGGGGAACCGCAGCUCAGUCUUCCUGCCAUGGCCCUGAGGCAGCCACAGAUGGGUCAAAGUGGUUGCCCUCAGAAGCUAUUUUCGUGGAACCAUUUUUUGAUGCAAAAAAUAAUACAAAAUAAAAGUAUACUUUUCUUACAUAA